AUGUCAUCGCCACUUGAAAACUUAGAAACACAAUUAGAGAUGUUUAUAGAGAAUGUACGCCAAAUACGAAUUAUAGUCAGCGAUUUUCAACCACAAGGACAAAGUGUAUUAAAUCAAAAAAUACAAUCACUGGUUACUGGACUUCAAGAAGUAGAUAAGUUGAAAUCUCAGGUUCACGACAUUCAUGUUCCAACAGAAGUUUUUGACUACAUUGAUCAAGGUAGAAACCCCCAGCUCUACACUAAAGACUGCAUUGAUAAAGCUUUAGCAAAGAAUGAAGAAGUCAAAGGAAAAAUUGAUUCAUAUAAGCGGUUCAAAAGUCAUCUGCUUUCAGAGUUGUCCAAAACCUUUCCUAAUGAGAUAGCCAAGUAUAAGGCAAUAAGGGGUGGCGAA
Molecule: messenger RNA, 393 nt
Organism: Iphiclides podalirius (scarce swallowtail)
Lineage: Eukaryota; Metazoa; Arthropoda; Insecta; Lepidoptera; Papilionidae
Source: the annotation of a GenBank genome assembly